AUGGCGGAAGCGGAGGAGCAGCCGCCUGCCUUGCCUCAGAGAGAAGGCCGAAGCGAGGGCGGGGAGGAAGCCCCGGAAGGCGGAGCUGCAGCGGGGGCUGCUGACCCGGCCCCCCCUCCGGCCGGCUCGCCGGGCACCGAGGAGCCCACCGGCGACACGAAAAAGAAAAUUGACAUCCUGCUGAAGGCCGUGGGCGACACCCCCAUCAUGAAGACCAAGAAGUGGGCUGUGGAGCGGACCCGGACCAUCCAGGGCCUCGUUGACUUCAUCAAGAAGUUCCUCAAGCUGAUGGCCUCUGAGCAGCUGUUCAUAUAUGUAAACCAGUCUUUUGCUCCAUCUCCAGACCAAGAAGUUGGGACCCUCUAUGAGUGUUUUGGAAGUGAUGGCAAACUUGUACUGCAUUAUUGCAAAACUCAGGCAUGGGGAUGAAUGACAAGCAAUACAGUUGUUUAGGUGUUGUCUUCAAACAUGGAAAAGGGACUAACUUUCUUAGACUCAACCUGUAAACACACAGAAAGAAGGAUUUUUGCAUUUCUGCUUAUGACUGUACAUUUAUAAAAACAAUGCAGAUGAAUAGCAUAAAAGAAGAGCUACCUAGGCUGUCUGAUCAUGUAGCUUUUUUCUGAUGUACAUCUGAGGUACAGAAAAAAAUCUGUAUCUGCCCUAUAUAGAGUAGAGCCAGCUCUCUUGCUGCUGAGUUCUCAAUUUUUGGAUCUGAAGGGAAACUAUUUCGUAGUUGUCUGGAGGACUGACUGGACAGCUCUGUCAUUCAAUAUGCUGUACUGAAGAUAAAAGUUCCUUUUUAUUAAAAGGGAUGUUUAUUGUACAUGUAACCUGGGAUUCAGUUUACUUCUGACAUGUUGUACAUCUGUUACAUGCGUUCUAUUCUUUGUGAAGUCUUCAUCUUGAAUAUGCAUUAUCUCAUGUCAUUUCAAGACAGUAUUUUGAUUUUUUUUCUCAUGAUUAAUCUGUAGGUAUUGGUAUAUAAUCUAAUUACUUCACGCUGUGCCUUCAUCGUGUUGGUAGUGUAAGUACCUCAUUUAUAUGGCACAGCAUAAUGUUAGGCCUCAGAAAUACUUUCCUCCCUCCCAAAUUGUGUAGUGAUUUGUUGAAGGCUGAACACUUCAGCAGUUGCCAAGGUGUUUCUUCUGGCACUGUUUAAUGACUCGCAUCAUUAGUUGAAUGAUGCAACUAGCUGUUGCAUCUUCAGUUAAUGAAGAAAUAGACAUGAGGUGCUAAAAACCUACUCUAUAUAUUCUCCUUUUGGCUGCUGUUGUUUUCCUGUUUCACCAGCUGCGUGUUCCAUCAACAAAAUAGAAUGCACCUUAUAUCCUGUUGCUAAGUCAUAUGAUAAGGAGGAUUUUUUUUUCAUCCUGGAGAGGACUUGGUACCUUGACUAGGGUACUGACCUUUGCUUUUAUUUA
This is a messenger RNA of Gymnogyps californianus (California condor), 1424 nucleotides long. It is a transcript of the gene ATG12, whose product is annotated as autophagy related 12. The record is from RefSeq and is a predicted model, not a curated record. Gene Ontology annotation, biological process: autophagy of mitochondrion; nucleophagy; C-terminal protein lipidation. The transcript has 4 exons. The coding region runs from base 1 to 429 and encodes 142 amino acids. NCBI's taxonomy places the organism in Eukaryota, Metazoa, Chordata, Aves, Accipitriformes, Cathartidae. Gene Ontology annotation, cellular component: Atg12-Atg5-Atg16 complex; phagophore assembly site membrane; cytoplasm.